Molecule: messenger RNA, 674 nt
Organism: Hibiscus syriacus
Lineage: Eukaryota; Viridiplantae; Streptophyta; Magnoliopsida; Malvales; Malvaceae
Product: arp2/3 complex-activating protein rickA-like
Exons: 2
Coding region: 64-621 (185 amino acids)
Source: RefSeq, a predicted model, not a curated record
UCUUCAUCUUCAGAGGAAAGUUUUGUUUUAAAAACAGUUAUUUGUUGUUAAAUCUUUCCAUAGAUGGAACGUUUUCAGACAAUUAUCGUCAUUACAACACAUCUGAUGAUGAUGCUACUGAGUUCACCAGCAUCAGCAGCAGCAGACAGUUUCACCGCUUCAAAUGCCGCAUCCUCAAAGUACCAGAUCGAGUGCACCAUGUGUUCCUCGUGCGAAAAUCCAUGUCAGCAAGUCCCGUCGAAGCUGCCGCCAUCUCCACCGUCUCCUCCUCCUCCUUCUCCUCCUGCGGUUCCCAACCCCAACUAUUGUCCACCGCCACCUUCUCCACCCAGUUCUAGCGGAGGUGGAAACUACUACUAUUCUCCCCCUCCGCCAUCCCAAUCCAGCGGCGGAAACAAUUACUACGCUCCACCUCCACCAAGUGGCGGCGGCAUCGGCGGCAUGUAUUUCCCUCCGCCGACGUACAAAAACUACCAUACGCCGCCUCCUCCGAAUCCUAUCGUCCCUUACUUCCCUUUCUACUACCACAUUCCGCCGCCGCCGUCGGGAUCUCAGAAUUUGUCGGCCUAUUGGAUUUCUAGCUUCAUUUCUAUUCUGGGUCUUUUCCUUUGUUUCUUUUAGAUAUUAAAAGCUAGAUGGAAAAUAACGUGGCAAAUUCACAGAUCUGGGGAAAA